Molecule: messenger RNA, 2952 nt
Organism: Sorghum bicolor (sorghum)
Lineage: Eukaryota; Viridiplantae; Streptophyta; Magnoliopsida; Poales; Poaceae
Product: pentatricopeptide repeat-containing protein At4g32450, mitochondrial
Exons: 2
Coding region: 200-2491 (763 amino acids)
Biological process (GO): RNA modification
Molecular function (GO): RNA binding; zinc ion binding; protein binding
Source: RefSeq, a predicted model, not a curated record
AAACCCCCCACGGCAGCGCAGCAACCCAUUCCACAGCCACGCGAGCACGCGACGCACGGCCGACCUCAGGCAGCGCUUCUGCUUGGCGGCCGGGGGCAGCCGCCGCUUCUUCGCCUUCGCGAGGGUUUUAGCGACGAAGAGAAAGGGGAGGAGGCGAGCGCCGAGGGAGGUAUAGCCGUACAGGGGGAGAGGGUGGGAGAUGGCUGCCAUGGUUGGAGCGCGCAGGGCGCUCUUAGCCGCCCGGUUCUCCCCUCGCGGCGCCAUAGCGGCGUCGGCCAAGCCUGCGCCCCUCUACCGGCGCGUGGAUUCGCCGCCCAGACUUCCAGCUGAAAGUGUUUGUCUCCAGUCUUGGGUUCCACAUCGAGCGGCUGGCAGCUUUGCAUCUGAAAGGACUGAUGAAGACUAUCAGCGUGAGUGGGGACAAAACAAAGCAGGUAGCUAUGCUGACUCCCGUUCAAACGGCUCUAGCCUCCAUAUUCAGAGAGAUGUCCCUUCAGCUGGUUCCACAACAGGUAUUCACACAAAUAGGGCUGUGGAUGGUGGUGGCAGUUCUGAGCAACAUUACAGAAGUGGUGGAUCAUAUGGCUUCCGAAACAGUCAUCAGCCGUAUACUGGUGCAAGAGCGAAUAAUGAGACAUCUGGAUAUAAUGCAUCACAACCUUACAGAGGUGGUGGUGCAUACAGCCAGCAAGGCCUUGAUGGGUACUUUCCAAAUGAUCGCCAACAGUAUAAUGGCACAGAAGCUAAUAGUACAUAUAGCUCUGGAUACAACACCCAAAGUAACCAGAAGGUUUAUGAAAGAGAGGGAGUUAAUUAUGGGCAGUACGGAUAUGGUCCUUCAGGACAAGCAUGUCCAAACCCGAUUGGAAAUAACCAUCACAUUCAGAAACAGCAAUAUGUUGAUCAUAGAUCUGGGGAAAGUUAUCCGGAUAGAUCGCGGAAUCAUCCCUCUCAGUAUGUAAAUCCAACUCAUUUCCAUAAGGAGCAUGUUGCAGGGUUUCAGCAAGGCAACAAUAGUAAUUUUGGAUAUAAUGCUUCGCAGUCGUAUCAAAGCCCUCAUUUCAAUAGGCAAGCUGAUAUGCAUAGUACUCCUCAAGGAUAUUCCAUGUACCUAAAUACAGAUGUGCAACGCCCCUCUCAUGGAGUUCAUCAAGAAAAACAUUCACAUGCGCAAUCUGCUGGAUCAUUUGGGAACCACUUAAACAAUGCACCUCAUGAAGAUGGCAAAUAUCACCAGUCACUGCAGGGCAACUUUUCAAAUGUUGGAUUGCCUUAUGAAGUACCUAAAGCCGUCGGCAAACACAAAGGUACUGUUGAAGAACUGGAGAAGUUUUGUGAAGAUGGCAAUGUAAAAGAAGCUUUGGAAGUUCUGGCUAUGCUAAAGGAAAACAGAAUUGUGCUACAUCCUCCUCAGUACUUCAGAUUGAUGCAAGCAUGUGGUGAUGCAGCUGCACUCUCAGAAGCAAGAUUAAUACAUAGUCAAAUAUCUGAAUCAUCAACUGUUGUUGACACAGAUUUUCAAAACGAAAUUCUAAAGAUGUAUGCUAAGUGUGGUUCAAUGGAAGAUGCAAAGAAGCUUUUCAGUUCUAUGGAUCAUCAUAAUUUGACUUCUUGGAGCACUAUGAUCUCAGGUUUUGUGCAUAAUACUCUUGGUGAAGAAGCAAUAGAUUUUUUCGAUCGGUUUAAGCAGACAGGGGAUAAGCCAGAUCUUGGUAUGUUCAGACAUGUUUUCCUGGCCUGUGGAAUUUUGGGAUCUGUUAAUGAAGGAAUGUUGCAUUUUGAAUCCAUGCAGAAAGAUUUUGGCAUACAUCCCACUAUGGAACAUUAUGCAAGCAUUAUUAGUAUGCUUGGACAGUCUGGCUACAUUGCCGAAGCCUAUGAAUUUGUGGAACAGAUGCCUGUGGAACCAAGCAUUGAGGUAUGGGAAAAUUUGAUGAACAUGUGUCGACUUAAUGGCUUUUUAGAGCUUGGAGAUCGUUGCGCUCAAAUCAUAGAGCGCUUGGAUUCUUCUAGGCUGAAUGAACAGUCUAAAAUGGGUCUUUUCCCUGUCGAUGCUUCAGACCUUGCAAAGGAAAAGGAAAGAAAAAAGGCAAGUGUUGCUGAAGCUCGGAGCAAGGUCCAUGAAUACAGAGCUGGAGACCGAUCCCACCCUGACACUCCUAAGAUCUAUGAAGAGCUGAGGUACUUGUUGGCUCACAUGAAGGAAGCUGGGUAUAUUGCUGACACUCGAUUUGUUCUUCACGAUGUUGAUCAAGAAACCAAAGAGGAUGCUUUACUGGCUCACAGUGAGAGGCUGGCUAUCAGUUAUGGUCUUAUAACAAGUGCUCCCCGCUCACCUAUUCGAGUUAUAAAGAAUCUCCGGUCCUGUGGAGACUGUCACACGGCUUUCAAGAUAAUCUCGAAACUUGUCGGCCGUCAGAUCAUUGCAAGGGAUGCAAAGAGGUUCCACCACUUUGAAAAUGGUGUGUGCUCUUGCAAAGACUACUGGUAAACAAGAUGAUAGAAGCCCACAUCUUGGUCAAUUUUGAUCUGCCCAAGACCGCUAUAGGUUGUUUAUAUGCUGAAGGUAGGCUGAUGCCUAUCUAACAUUUAGGUAGCUGAUAGUUUCAUGUCAGGGACAUGAUGUAUGAUGUCGUCAGGGACAAGCAGGCCCUAAGCCCCUCUAUUUUGCAGUUCAUAUGAUAUAAGCCUGAGUUUUUGCUUUAACGACUGUUGUCUCCGAUUUGUUACUUGCCACCAAAAUAAAACAGUAGAAUGUUAUUGGGUUGUGGUCCCCUGGCAUGUAAACUUUGAUUCAGCUUGACUACAAAGCUUUCUGACAGCAUUCUGUAUCCAUUGCUUAUAGCUAGCAGAAUCUUGUCCUUGUACCUGUUUGGCUUCAGCUCGGGAUUGGGCUUCCUUCGGCUCUGGACACUGGAGUUGAGUUUCUAAAGAAAUCUGCUACUAGUUUAA